Penicillium odoratum is the source of this 1869-nucleotide messenger RNA. Its product is annotated as putative phosphoinositide-specific phospholipase C. Gene Ontology annotation, molecular function: phosphatidylinositol-4,5-bisphosphate phospholipase C activity. The record is from RefSeq and is a predicted model, not a curated record. Gene Ontology annotation, biological process: phosphatidylinositol-mediated signaling; lipid metabolic process. The transcript has 4 exons. Bases 1 to 1869 code for a protein of 622 amino acids. Lineage: Eukaryota; Fungi; Ascomycota; Eurotiomycetes; Eurotiales; Aspergillaceae.
AUGCAGAAAGUCGACAAGCUUGUUGAGCGAGCGCGUCAUCUAUCCCUCCGCUCUGCAGAGAAAGAGGCACCUCUAGACGCAUUCCACUCUACAGUCGAUACGCAUCUCCAGAAGAUCUACGAGUCUCUCACUACACAUAAUAUCUCAAAGGACGAUUUUCUAAAUCAUAUCCAGCGAGACGGGACUGUGGGAGAUGGAGAUGGAGUUGAUCCGUUGAGCUCGCUGGAUGCCUUCCGUGCCUUUAUGAAAGAUCCCAUUUCUUGUGCCCUGGGACCAGCCAAGGAGUUGGAUAUCUCAGCUCCUAUUUCUGAUUAUUAUAUCUCGUCUAGUCAUAAUACUUAUUUGACUGGAAACCAGCUUUAUAGUGAUUCUGCGGCGAGUGCCUAUACGUUGGUACUUCUAAAUGGUUGUCGAUCUGUUGAAAUCGAUGUUUGGGAUGGGGAACCUGCCGAAGCAGAUUCGAAUGAGGACAGUGAUUCGUCGGAUAAUGAAGGGAAGAAAUCUACUCUCAAGUCGAGACUGAAGGAGACUAUCAUGUCUAAGAUCGGGAGUGAGGAGAAGGCUGCGAAGGAGCUUCUCGAAGAAAAAUGGCAUCGGGAGAGCUCCAGGUCUGCAGAUGCCAGUGUUGAUGAUGAGACUGCUCCUGUGCUUGGGGAGCCUCGUGUUUUGCACGGACACACUCUGACCAAGGGGACACCCUUUCGCGAUAUCUGUUAUGCGAUCCGUGAUGCUGCGUUUGUGAACAGUGAUCUACCUGUGAUUAUUAGUUUCGAAGUCCACGCUUGCUUGGAGCAGCAGCAGAUGAUGGUUGAUAUUGUCCAUGAAGCUUGGAAGGGUCUUCUGGUGGAAAUUCCUUCGGACGUGAAAGCUGAUAAAUUACCCACGUUAGCUGAACUGAAGAGGAAGAUCUUGAUCAAGACCAAGUCCACGCCUCUGCCACGAGCAGACGUCAAAGCCGAGCUAGACGCGUCUGAGCCUUCAGACGAAGGCAGUGAUCCGUCUGUGGAGGGUCAAAAGCCCGCGAAGCCCUCCAAGGUUCUGGAUGCUCUAGCCCAGCUAGCUGUGUACACACCGGCAUAUCAUUUCAGUCACUUCGACCAGCCAGAGGCGAAACUCCCCGUCCACGUCUUCUCCCUAUCUGAAAAGGCCGCCCGCGAAGCACACAUCAACUACCGCGACGCCUUAUUCGAACACAACCGCUGCUCACUCAUGCGAAUCUAUCCCUACGCACUCCGCGUAACAUCCUCGAACCUCGACCCCGCCUUCCACUGGCGCCGCGGAGCUCAGCUAGUAGCGCUGAACUGGCAAAGUCUCGACAAGGGCAUGAUGCUAAACCACGGCAUGUUCGCUGGCACUCCAGGCUGGGUCCAAAAGCCAUCAGGGUAUCGCAGCUCGGAAGGCCCCACAGACACGAUCACGCGCGCGAAUGUCGAAUUGAAAAUCGAGGUCUUUGCAGGGCAGGAUCUUGCGCUUCCGCAGAAUCACUCCGAAAAGGGAUUCCAGCCUUACGUCGUUUGCCAACUGCACGUCGAGGAGCCCGAGGGUCCUGUGGCUGCGGAUCGGGACGAUGCGAGCGAUGACACGGAUAAGAGUAGUUAUCGACGUAAGACGAAGACGGCGUCGGGUAGAAAUCCUGAUUUCGAGGCGCAGGCGUUGGUUUUCCCCACUGUAAUGGGUAUUGUUGAAGAGCUCAGUUUCGUCCGUUUCAAAAUCAAGGACGACGAAUUUGGCCGAGACUCCUUGGCGGCGUGGACAUGUAUCCGUCUUGACCAGCUACGAGAGGGAUAUCGAUUUAUUCACCUGCAAAAUAGCAUCGGAGGGAAGGCCGGCGGUGUACUAUUAGUGCGGAUCACAAAGCAUAUUUCCUAG